Messenger RNA from Diospyros lotus (date-plum), 1903 nucleotides. RefSeq names its product RNA polymerase sigma factor sigE, chloroplastic/mitochondrial. The record is from RefSeq and is a predicted model, not a curated record. Gene Ontology annotation, molecular function: DNA-binding transcription factor activity. Gene Ontology annotation, biological process: regulation of DNA-templated transcription; DNA-templated transcription initiation. The transcript is spliced from 6 exons. Bases 224 to 1774 code for a protein of 516 amino acids. Lineage: Eukaryota; Viridiplantae; Streptophyta; Magnoliopsida; Ericales; Ebenaceae.
AAUUCGCGUAAUUUAUAAACUUGUUUGUAUUUUAACUCGCGCUUUCUCUUUGUUCCUCUAUCCAGAGAUUCUCUCGUCUUGGAUCUGUCACCGGAAUUGCUUGUGCGUCGCCGGAUAAUCGAUUUCCAGUCGGUCCAGCUCGCCUCGAAGCGUGUUCUAUUUGAGAGGGCUUGUUUGGCUAGUAACUCAUUCAUCUGAUAACUCACUAUUGAGACGACUUGGCAUGGGAGUUGUUACUGUUUCUAGUUCAGCUUCGAGGACUCCAUUGGGAUUGAACGCAACUUUCUCAUCUUACCAAUCUCCAGCAAAAAGACCAUUGAUUUUGGCAUUUAAAACAAACAAAUCCAAGAACGCAACUUUGAUUACACCUCCUGAGCGAGCAUCGGUUCCUGUUGAGACUCCUAGAGAGAACCAGAAAAGACUAAGGGGUUCUAGGAAAUCCAGAGAAAGAGUGAAAGCUAUAACUACAGAUGAGACCUCCUCAUGUACUUUAGAACUGGAUUACAAUGAAGCAGCUGCCAAACUUGAAAACAUAUACAAACUUAGCCCCACAGCUGACCCCCCUCAACUGGAAGACAGAGAUGUUACAUUGAGGAGAGGUAGGAAGCGGAAGGGGAAGAUAGGGGAAGGUGAGGACACAGCAGAUAACAAAAAAGUAAAGAAUAUAGUAAAGAAUAGGCAGAAGAAGUCAAAACGACUGAGUCUUGAUAAGAGGAUUGCAUUGAGGAAGGUCAAAGAUGGUGAAAUGUUUUCUAGAAUUCAGAAGGGGAACAAUACCAAGGAUGAAGAAGAUACGAUCAGCAAGCUUGUGAGGGAUUAUUCAGUUUCAACUGAUUUGGUUAGCUUGGAUUGGAAAAAGAUGAAGAUACCAGCAGUUCUGCCUUCUUCUGAACAUGCAUGGCUAUUUAAAUUGAUGCAGCCUAUGAAGGCACUGCUUCAAGUCAAGGAGACGCUGCAGCAAGAUCUGGGGCGAGAACCAACUGAUGGUGAGCUGGCAGAGGCAACAAACAUGACUGUUGUCCAAGUACGAAGGCAAUUAGAAGUUGGUCAUGCUGCCAGAAACAAGCUGAUUAAGCACAAUCUCCGACUCGUUUUGUUUGUGAUGAACAAAUAUUUUCAAGAGUUUGCAAAUGGCCCUAAAUUCCAAGACCUCUGUCAAGCAGGGGUAAAGGGUCUUAUCACGGCAAUUGACCGCUUUGAACCAAAAAGGAAAUUCCGGCUCUCCACCUAUGGUCUCUUUUGGAUUAGGCAUGCUAUAAUUCGAUCAAUGACGCUCUCAAGUUUUACGCGGGUGCCCUUUGGCCUUGAGUCGGUUAGAGUAGAAAUCCAACGAGCCAAACUAGAAUUGUCGUUUGAGCUUCAAAGAUUACCAACAGAAGAAGAGAUCAUAGAGAAAGUUGGGAUCUCUCCUGGGAGGUAUCAUGAAGUGAUGAGGGCAUCAAAAGCCGUCUCCUCUCUCCAUGCUAAGCAUGCUACAACACAAGAAGAGCUCAUCAACGGGAUUACUGAUAUAGAUGGUGUUGGAGGGGAUAAGAGGAGACAACCUGCUCUUCUCAGGCUUGCUCUAGAUGAUGUGCUUGAUUCGCUGAAGCCCAAGGAAAGCUUGGUUAUCAGGCAGAGGUAUGGACUUGAUGGCAAAGGAGAUAGAACACUGGGAGAGAUUGCAGGAAACUUGAAUAUCUCAAGAGAAAUGGUCCGUAAACAUGAGGUGAAAGCUCUGAUGAAGCUCAAGCACCCAGCUCGUGUUGAUUACCUUCGUUGUUAUGUUUUCUAAAACAAAAUUUACUUGGCCUUCUUUUCUCAAUGAUAUGUUCCUCUGCUGCGCACAAUUAGUGGGUGAUCUGUCUUUGCUGCUGUAUACUAGUGAUCUGUACCAUAUAUAGCAAUAUAGCUUCUUAACUAA